AUGACAAAUUGGGUGAUAUAUGGUACAGAGUUGGAGGAACUUAGCGAUGGGACGAGUAGUGUGAAUACUAUAAGACCUCUUGCAAUUGAGGAGCAAGUGGUAAAAGAUGAAAAGGGACGAAAACGUUUCCAUGGAGCAUUUACUGGUGGCUUUUCUGCUGGGUACUUUAAUACUGUUGGUUCUAAGGAAGGUUGGAUACCAAAAAAGUUCAAAUCCACUCGCGAUGAAAGGGGCGAAAGAAUUGAUUCUAAACCAGAGGAUUUCAUGGAUGAAGAGGACUUGAGCGAAUUUGGAAUAGCAAGCAGACGAAUAAAAACUUCGGCGAAUGUUGGUGGAAAUAAUAAUGAUAGACAUUUGUUAGCAUGGGAACGAAAUAUGCAGUCUUCACUCGAAUCAUCACUCUCAGUUCAUCUUCAAAAAAUUAUUAAACCAACUAAGGACUCAGUGGGCAUACAACUGUUGAAAAAGAUGGGAUGGAGAGAAGGGCAUGGAAUUGGAUUGAAAAUGUCACGAAAGGCAUUGGAGAAACAGAAGUUUAAUGAUAAUAGAAUUCAUGGUGAAAAAGGGUUUUACAAUGAAGAAGCAGUAAGAGAAGCGGAUGAAAUGGCACCAAAUUUUUUAUUUGCACCAAGCGAUUUUGAUCCAGCUAUUCUGAAGCCCUCUGAAGGUAGUCAUGGUUUGGGAUAUCGCGGAAUGCGACAUAUGUCUGUGUUGUCUGAAAAAUACGGCAUCCUAGAGGCAGCACUAAAAAUAGAGAAAAAAGGAAAAGGUAUUUCGGGACAAGCAUUUGGUGUUGGUGCUUUUGAAAAUGACGAUAUGAACAUAUAUACGAAUUAUGAUCUUUCUCAGUAUGAUUUUGCGAUUGAUAGUAAUGGGAUGGCACCCAGUGCAUCAUGCAGUGCAAGUGACACAAGUUUUGUAAUGGCAUCCAAACGCCAAGUUGUAAGACAGUUUUUCGAACCGCCGCGAAUUCCAUCGAAUUUUCUUUCGCGGCACACUCCCAUCCACCCAGAUAUUUCUCAAAUGCCCUUAAAUAUUAAACAGUUCAGUGAAAGAAUGAAUCAUCUGCAACGCGCAAAGUUUUUGGGAGAGAUUGAUUUAAAAUCAGUUUUUGAACUGGUGCAUGAUGAAGAUCGAAAAAGAUUAAGUGUUUCGCAAAAUGAAGAUGUGAUACAAAAUGCAUUUGAAGAAGAGCCCAUAAAACAAGCACGAUUUAAACAGUAUAUGAAUCAUUUGAAGCGAGGAUUGCACUAUCCCCAGCCGCCUGAUGUGACAAGAUUGGAAUGGGAGCAGGAACUACGUGAUUUUCAAAAUAUGCUUUCUCCUGAACUACGAUCACGUAUAUCAGAAAUUGACGGACAGCAGAAACCACUAGCACGCCCAGAUGUAGCGGCUCCCCUAGCCGAUGUUUUAAAGUCGAAGUUUAUUUCUAGUUCAAGCUUUUAUUCUGGCAAGGAAGUAGAAAGUAACGAACGACUGGCAGCUGUAAAGAUGAAAAUGUUUGGUGUAAAGACUCGUUUGGUUCAUGAAUGGCAUCCUGCUAAACAGUUGACAAAACGUUUCAACGUUCCGGAUCCAUAUUCUUCAUCUAAUCUCCUCGGUGUUCCUCGGUUGCAGAAAACAAGAAAGACCGAAACACUAGCAAAUCUCGGUGCCGAUAUACUAUCAUUUGACUCAACUGCACAGGAGCUGAAGUAUCGUUCAGGCAUAGAAAACAUCAAUACGGAAGAAAAAGAGAUUCCGGAAACAGUAGUUCAUGAAGACAAAACUAGUUCGGAUCAGAAGCCAUCAGAAGAAUUUCUGAAAGCUAUAUUUGGUGACAGUGAUGAGUCUAGUAAUAUGGAUGAAGAAUUACAAAGCGGUGAGAAGGCUGCAAUGGUUUCAUCAAUAUAUGAAGACUUCUUUGAUAAAAAGACUGAAGGGGAUAAAAAAUCUGUGAUAUCAGCAAAAGUACUCACAGUAAUGGAUAUGGAUUUGUCGUUUGACAGGGAUAAUGACGAUGAAGAGUUCGGACCCGUACCUCCACCUCCCACGUCUUUAUCAACCACUGAUUUAAAAGCUGACAUUGUCCAUUCAGAUAAAAAAGGUAUUUCAGAAAAAAGACAUCAUAAACAUUCGAGGAGUAAACGAAAAAGAAAAAGGAAAAGUAGCGAAAAAAGAAAAUACAAAAGAAAAUUACAUCGCCGUCAAGAGUUACAAGAAUAA
Messenger RNA from Brugia malayi, 2205 nucleotides. RefSeq lists its product as uncharacterized. The transcript is spliced from 15 exons. Gene Ontology annotation, biological process: mRNA processing. NCBI's taxonomy places the organism in Eukaryota, Metazoa, Nematoda, Chromadorea, Rhabditida, Onchocercidae. Gene Ontology annotation, molecular function: RNA binding. Gene Ontology annotation, cellular component: nucleus. The record is from RefSeq and is a predicted model, not a curated record. Bases 1 to 2205 code for a protein of 734 amino acids.